CAUCCGUUCAUCCGUUCAUUCGUCCAUUCGUCCAUUCGUCCAUUCGUCCAUUUGUCCAUUUGUCUAUUUGUCCAUUUGUCCAUUUUAUUCGUCCAUCCAUCCAUCCAUCCAUCCAUCCAUCCAUCCAUCCAUCCAUCCAUCCAUCCAUCCAUCCACCCAUCCGUCCAUCUUUUCGUCCAUCCAUUUCUCAGUCCAGCCAUUCAUAGCCAAGACAAUUAA
Priapulus caudatus is the source of this 219-nucleotide messenger RNA. RefSeq lists its product as uncharacterized. Lineage: Eukaryota; Metazoa; Priapulida; Priapulimorpha; Priapulimorphida; Priapulidae. The record is from RefSeq and is a predicted model, not a curated record. The annotation marks the transcript as partial. The transcript is spliced from 2 exons.